GAUUACGGCUUCGCCUGGCAGGCCGGGCUGCGCCGCGGCAGCCGCCUGGUCGAGGUGUGCAAGGUGGCGGCCGUGGCCCUGAGCCACGAGCAGAUGAUCGACCUGCUCAGGACCUCCGUCACCGUCAGGGUCGUCAUCGUCCCGCCGCACGAGGAUGGAACGCCCAGGAGGGGCUGGUCGGAAUCCCUGGAGCUGAGCUCGUCGUGCCCCGCGGAGCCCAAAGCCGACCCGGAGCCGUUCCCGGCGUUCCGGCCGCCGUUCCGGAGCAGCGCCGGCUGGCAGUGGAGCGGCCCGGCCGCGCCCAAACGCGCCAAAGCGCCGCCCGUGGCACCGCACCGGGAACCGCCAACGCCCCACGGAAAGAGGCCCCUGAGCUUCCCGGAGACCCCCCACGCCGCCCCCGCCGCCGGCGCCGCUCCGGCACAGCCCUACCGCCAACCUUCCGGAA
Molecule: messenger RNA, 448 nt
Organism: Neopelma chrysocephalum (saffron-crested tyrant-manakin)
Lineage: Eukaryota; Metazoa; Chordata; Aves; Passeriformes; Pipridae
Product: signal-induced proliferation-associated 1-like protein 3
Exons: 3
Biological process (GO): epithelial cell morphogenesis; activation of GTPase activity; establishment of epithelial cell polarity
Cellular component (GO): cytoplasm; plasma membrane; Golgi apparatus
Molecular function (GO): protein binding; GTPase activator activity
Source: RefSeq, a predicted model, not a curated record